UUUAUAUAUUUUUAUUCUGUAUUUCAAAGAAAAAAAAAUGUAUUGUUGCUGAAGGUUGUUCCCACAGCCAGUCAGGGAGGGGAAGGCAGAGCAGAGGAGACUCAACACCAAAACACCAGCAGAACCAAAGAGAGGAAACCCAUUUCAGGGACAGACCAAGUGAGAAGAUGGAAGUAUGAAUUUGGCAACCACUGAAUGAGGGAGUAAUUGCAUGUUGCCAUGACAACCAGCCGUUGCAGUCACCUGCCUGAGGUUCUUCCAGACUGCACCAACUUGGUUCCUCCAGUAAAAACAGUGGAAGAUUCUGCCGGCAGUGUGAAUGGGCAGCCGCAGUAUGUGAUGCAAGUUUCAGCCAAAGACGGGCAGCUGUUGUCGACAACGGUAGUUAGGACGCUCAACACCCACAGCACAAUCAAUGACCGUCCUAUAUGCAGGAUCUGCCAUGAAGGCAGCAGUCAGGAAGAUCUGCUUUCCCCUUGUGAAUGUACAGGAACCCUCGGGACUAUUCAUAGAAGCUGCCUGGAGCACUGGCUUUCUUCCUCGAACACCAGUUACUGUGAACUCUGCCACUUCAAGUUUUCAGUCGAGCGCAAACCUAGACCAUUAAUAGAGUGGUUAAGGAAUCCAGGCCCCCAACAUGAAAAGCGAACUUUGUUCGGAGACAUGGUGUGCUUCCUGUUUAUAACCCCUCUAGCCACAAUCUCUGGGUGGCUGUGUUUGCGAGGUGCAGUGGAUCACUUGCAUUUCAGCAGCCGGCUGGAGGCUGUCGGGCUCAUUGCAUUAACAGUUGCACUCUUCACUAUUUACCUCUUUUGGACUCUAGUUUCAUUUCGUUAUCACUGUCGACUAUACAACGAGUGGCGUCGGACCAAUCAGAGAGUCGUAUUGCUGCUCCCAAAGUCUUUGGGUGUGCCAUCCACUCAGCAGUCCCUUCUCCAGCCUGUGAAAAGGAACUCAAAAGAGACAAUUGUGUGACAACUGGCAAUCUUGCCAGACUUCAGGAUUGAGAAUUCUGCAACAAAGAGUUCUAUCCAAAGAUAGUUUAAUUCUGUACGCUAUCUUGUUCAAGGAAGAUAGCCUGAGUAUUUACAGUAGAGUGACGCAUUGGAUUUUAAACAAUUUGGUAAUUGUCGGUUCUUAUAAAAUUGUGUAUUCUUCAUUGUUACAGUUACACUGUAGUGUUUGCCCAACAAUGCAUUGGCAGAUUUCAACUGUACUUAGUCAUAAUAAUGCUCUUUACACAUGUGACUGAUAACAUUGUCUUGAUAUAUUCUGUUUUUCUUGCCCUGAUAGAUCAGGUCAUAUACUCAGUCUAAACCAUGUACUUUUUUACAUAUUGGUAGGAUGUGACUGAGCACUUUCACACUUCUGAUUAAUAGCUUGGUAAGUUUGGACAGUUUUGUUCCAAUUUUCCUGCUGAUGCAACCAAUUAUCUCCAUUUCUUCAGUUGUCUUUGAAAAGCUGAUGAUGUUUUUUUUAAUCAUUAUAAGGAUACUAACAUUUGAUAUUUCCACAAAUCAAAAUGCUAUCGUAUAGGCGGGGUCAGUGUGAUCAGUUUCUCAGUAGCACUUUUUAACCCCUGUGUUAAUCAUGUUACUGCUAUGUAGUAAUGCAAUCAAUUCCUUUGUGUAUUCCAUCAGAAUUGAUCGAGACAGCUUUUCCAGUUUGAUACAAAAAGGCCAUUUGAGUAUACCUUUAACGUUGGUGUGUGUGUGUGUGUGUGUACAUUAUAUAUAAAAAAAACUAAUGUGAUUUUUCCAAUCUGUCUUAAUCUGCUACAAAGCAUGUUUGAAUCAUAACAACAACAACUUGCAUUUACAUAGCGCCCUUCAAGCGGGGUAGAGUAUCAGAGCACUUCAUAGUGGCGGAGUCUAACACAAGCCAGGGGGGGAGGGAGUGGGUAGGUGGUCGCAAGUAUGAUCAAAAAGGAAAGUCUUUAGGUGGGAUUUGAAGGUGGAUAGUUUAUGACGUGUGUUUUUCUAUCCAAAGACACACAUCAUAUUCAGAGCCUGGCUAUAAAAGUUUCCAUGACUAAUGCACCAAAUCUAAAAUGAAGUAGACAAUGGGGUAUGAUUUGCAGUUUACUUAACAAUUCCUGUCAAUCCACAGGAACCCUGCACCAGAACAACAUUGUUUUGGAGUAGAGUUUCCACUAUCAGUGGGACGUACUUCCGCUUAUCAGAAGGAGCCCCCGUUUGCUGACUGAUUGCAUUAAUACUACAAAUUGGCCUCAGAUGUUUGUAUGUUUUAAUUUUAUGUUUUAUUUUAUCUUGAAUUGGAGCUACAGUAUAUCUUAAAUCAUUAUACCAGUGCUCUAAUCUCAAAAUGUGCUUGAGUUCUUAAUUGUGUGCAGCUUGUGAUUGGCACUUUUAUGAAAAUAGUUAAAUAUCUAAUUCUUUAGUGUGUAUAAUCAGAGGUCUGAAACCUCAAACAGGUUUGACGCCUAAAUGGAAUAUUUUUUUUCUCUCUCCCGAGGUUAAUCAUGUGAAUGUAUUGGAAGCUCGAAUGCUGUUCUAUGGACUGCUUAACUGUGCUUUUUAAGGCACGUGUAAACUACAAGUUAUAAAUUGGUCAACUUUAUCUUUGUGGGUUGGAACCAAUUGCAGAUACACUUGGAGGAAGAUUCACAUUUAUCGUGUAAAUCUGUUUCCAGAAUUGUGUAGUAAAUCAUGUAUCUUCCAUUACUUGAAGUGUGUUUUCCCCCAAAGUAACCAGGUGGAACUGCUUAACUUUUCAGUUAAUGUUUAGUUUGAUGUGUUGCUUUUCUGUUAUAAAAGGUAAAAUUUUGAUAGUGCAUUUAGAAAUGUCGUCUAGACACAAAAUUCUUACUAAUCUGAACAAAUUGCAUCAUAAGUGAAGUAUAUAUGCAACAUUUUAAUAUGGGGCCAAUGGCAAUAGAGGGAAGGGGGAUAUUGUGCCACUCUAAACAGAAGUGUUGGCUCUUAACACUCUAAAUUUCUACCUCCAGGAAAGUUUAUGUAGAUGCAAAAAUCACCCAUAUUGUGCCAUUUUCAUUAAUUCCUGAAUAUUACAUUUCCAGAUCUACAUGUAAUGUGAGCAGUGAUUUUAUUAUAUUUGUAAAAUCCCAGGAAUCAGAAUUUGGGAGAAAAUGAAAUAACGCAUUUGUUUUCUGAAAACUGAGGCCAGUGUGGUAUUCAAUUAUGCCUGUGGUCAUGACUUCAUUGUUGUUCUGUUAGUCUGGCAACCAGUGAAGCACAACAACACUUGGAUUUUCUCUUUCCUCUUGGUCGUUCACUUGUACAAUAUGAUUAAUAUAUUUACAGAUUUUUUUUGUAUUAACCAAGAACAUUUAUUGAAAGGAGAAAUAAAACUU
Messenger RNA from Callorhinchus milii (elephant shark), 3334 nucleotides. It is a transcript of the gene marchf3, whose product is annotated as E3 ubiquitin-protein ligase MARCHF3. Gene Ontology annotation, molecular function: ubiquitin-protein transferase activity; zinc ion binding. The transcript is spliced from 5 exons. Lineage: Eukaryota; Metazoa; Chordata; Chondrichthyes; Chimaeriformes; Callorhinchidae. The coding region runs from base 220 to 975 and encodes 251 amino acids. The record is from RefSeq and is a predicted model, not a curated record. Gene Ontology annotation, biological process: protein ubiquitination.